Messenger RNA from Loxodonta africana (African savanna elephant), 4655 nucleotides. Its product is annotated as histone-lysine N-methyltransferase SETD5-like. Gene Ontology annotation, cellular component: Set3 complex; Rpd3L-Expanded complex. The record is from RefSeq and is a predicted model, not a curated record. Gene Ontology annotation, biological process: regulation of DNA-templated transcription. Lineage: Eukaryota; Metazoa; Chordata; Mammalia; Proboscidea; Elephantidae.
UAGGGGGCAGCACACCCCCAGAAGCCAAGUCUAUUCCAGGCAGUACCAGGGAUUAGGGUCUGGGCUGGAAAAAUCCUGGUGUUUUGAAUAUGUUCAGGUCCAGUUCAGACUCUUGAUCCCACAGCCACUUCUUGAGUGAGGGUAUCCUGUCUUGGUAGUGAAUGGAAGAGGGCCUGGUCCCUGGGGCAGUACAGAAGGCACUUUCAUCAUCUCACUCACCGCAAAUGUCAUGUGAGGUUUCAUGGAAGUAUUAAGAGAUCCAAUUAAGAAGAAUAGUUCUGAGUCUAAACCAGCCCAGAGUGGCUUCUCUAGGGGAAACUCCCCGCUCAGCUGCCCUGAAUCUGUGGAGGCUAGUCCAGCAAUUGAUGGAGUGUAUGAGAAGAGCAUGUAUUCCACUCAUAAUUAUGGGACCACUCAGAGGCAUGGGUGUCGAGGACUGCCUUAUGCUACGAUCAUCCCUCGUUCUGACCUGAAUGGCCUGCCGUCGCCCCUAGAAGAACGCUGUGGAGACAGCCCGAACUCUGAAGGAGAGACUGUUCCUACCUGGUGUCCUUGUGGUCUUUCUCAGGAUGGCUUCCUUCUCAACUGUGACAAGUGCAGGGGAAUGAGCAGGGGGAAGGUUAUUAGACUUCAUCAGCGGAAGCAGGACAACAUAUCAGGUGGGGAUAGCAGUGCAACGGAAAGCUGGGAUGAGGAGCUUUCUCCUUCCACUGUGUUGUAUACAGCAACACAGCACACACCUACAAGCAUCACCUUAACUGUUAAUCGGGUUAGGAGAACGAAACCCAAGAAGUGGAAAAAGAGUCCAGAAAAGGGUCGUGCAGCACCAAAGACGAAAAAAAUCAAGAAUUCUCCCUCUGAAGCACAGAAUUUAAAUGAGAAUACAACUGAGGGCUGGGAAAAUUGGAUAAGACUAUGGACUGAUCAGUAUGAAGAAGCUUUCACUAAUCAGUACGGUGCAGAUGUACAAAACGCCCUUGAACAACAUCUACAUUCUGGCAAGGAAUUUGUGGGCAAACCUGCCAUUUUAGACACUAUUAAUAAAACUGAAUUGGCCUGUAAUAAUACAGUUAUUGGUUCCCAAAUGCAGCUACAGCUGGGAAGAGUCACUCGUGUUCAAAAGCACCGAAAGAUCCUGAGGGCUGCAAGAGAUUUGGCUUUGGACACUCUUAUAAUAGAGUAUCAAGGGAAAGUCAUGUUACGACAGCAAUUUGAGGUCAAUGGGCAUUUCUUCUAAAAACCAUACCCCUUUGUGCUCUUCUACUCAAAAUUCAAUGGUGUAGAGAUGUGUGUGGAUGCCCGAACUUUCGGUAAUGAUGCUCGAUUCAUCAGAAGAUCUUGUACACCAAAUGCAGAGGUACGGCACAUGAUCGCAGAUGGAAUGAUUCACCUGUGUAUCUACGCCGUGUCUGCCAUUACCAAGGAUGCAGAGGUCACCAUAGCGUUUGAUUAUGAGUACAGUAACUGUAAUUAUAAAGUGGACUGUGCAUGUCACAAGGGGAACCGGAAUUGCCCUAUACAGAAAAGGAAUCCCAAUGCUGCAGAACAGCCACUCCCACUUCCUCCAAGCCUACCCACCAUUGGAGCAGAGGCCAGGCGUAGAAAAGCACGACGAAAAGAGCUAGAGAUGGAGCAGCAGAAUGAGGCUCCAGAGGAGAAUAAUGACCAGCAACCAGAAGAAGUUCCAGAAAAAGUAAAUGUAUCCAGUGAUCAUGAGGAAAUAGACAAUCCAGAAGAAAAACCAGAAGAAGAGAAAGAAGAGGUUGUAGAUGACCAGGAGAACCCAGCUCACAGCAGAAGGACCUGGGAAGAUAGGAAGGUUGAAGCCAUUAUGCAUGCUUUUGAAAACUUAGAAAAAAGAAGGAAACGGUGGGAUCAGACCUUGGAGCUGAGCAACUCUGACAUAGAGAUUGCUACCAACACCUCUGAGACUCCUGUGGUAGACGAGACAAAAACUGAAGCCUCUGAAUCUGAAGUUAGCAACCCAGCUUCAAAUGUUGCCGUCCCAAGCACCCCACAGAGUGUUGGUGUGAACACCCGGAGGUCUUCCCAGGCAGGGGAUAUUGCUGUAGAAAAACCAAUUCCUAAACCACCUCCAGCAAAGCCUUCUAGGCCUCGACCGAAGAGUCGAAUUUCUCGGUACCGGACCAGUUCAGCCCAAAGACUAAAGCGUCAGAAGCAGGCCAAUGCACAGCAGGCAGAGUUGUCACAAACUGCCCUGGAAGAGGGAGGAAAUAACAGCUUAGUAACUCCUACUGAAGCUGGAAGUGUAGACAAUUUAGGAGAAAACAGGCAAUUAACAGGGUCUGACCCAGCAGUGGUAUCGGUUGUUGGAUCCCAUGUCAACCGGGCUGCAUCGAAGUACCCUAAAACCCAAAAGUAUCUAGUUACAGAAUGGAUGAAUGACAAAGCAGAGAAGCAAGAAUGUCCUGUUGAGUGCCCUUUACGUAUCACCACGGACCCAACUGUGCUGGCAACGACUCUGAACAUGUUACCUGGUCUUAUCCAUUCCCCAUUAAUUUGCACCACUCCCAAACACUACAUUCGUUUUGGUUCACUCUUUAUCCCUGAGAGGCGCCGAAGGCCCCUUCUGCCUGAUGGCACGUUCAGCUCCUGUAAGAAGCGCUGGAUAAAGCAAGCCUUGGAAGGAGGGAUGACUCAAACAUCAUCCGUACCCCAGGAGACUAGAACUCAGCACCUAUACCAAAGUAAUGAGAACAGUAAUGCUUCUAGCAUCUGCAAAGACAAUGCAGACUUGUUGAGCCCAUUAAAGAAAUGGAAGUCUCGCUAUCUGAUGGAACAGAAUGUCACCAAAUUACUGCGGCCUUUCUCCCCAGUCACACCACCCCCUCCCAAUCCAGGAUCAAAGAGCCCCCAGCUGACCACACCUGGUCCAUCUCAUCCAGGAGAAGAGGAUUGUCGAAAUGGAUACAGCCUCAUGUUCUCACCAAUCACGUCUCUUACUACUGCUAGUCGCUGUAAUACUCCUCUGCAGUUUGAGCUUUGUCACCGAAAAGAUACGGAUCUGACAAAAGUAGGAUACCUUGACGCCAGCACUAACAACUGUGCUGACAGACCUUCUCAGCUUAACUCAGGUCAUUCUGACCUGGCUCCUCAUCCCUCCAUUGGGCCCAACUCUCAGUCUGGCUUCCCAAGCAGGAGUGGAGAUGGACAUCAGACCCUUGUAAGAAACUCGGACCAGGCAUUUCGGACAGAGUUUAACUUAAUGUAUGCCUACUCCCCUUUGAACGCUAUGCCUCGAGCAGAUGGAUUGUAUCGAGGGUCUCCCCUAGUAGGGGAUAGGAAGCCUUUACUCUUGGAUGGGGGAUAUUGUUCCCCUGCAGAAGGGUUUCCCAGCAGAUAUGAACAUGGAAUUAUGAAAGACCUUUCUCGUGGAUCCAUGUCACCUGGUGGUGAAAGGGCCUGUGAAGGACUCCCAUCUGCCCCACAGAACCCACCACAGAGGAAAAAGGUAUCUCUGCUGGAGUACCGCAAACGAAAACAAGAAGCCAAGGAGUCUGCUGGUGGGGGAACUGACUCUAUACAGAGCAAAAGCAAGUCUGGAGGAGCUGGGCAAGGCAGCAGUAACUCAGUGCCUGACACUGGUGGCCAUGGUGUACAGGGAUCCUCAGCCCGAGCCCCAUCUUCCCCUCACAAAAAAUUCUCCCCAUCUCAUUCCUCUGUGUCCCAUCUGGAGGCGGUAAGCCCAUCAGAUUCCAGAGGCACUUCUUCGUCCCACUGCAGACCUCAAGAGAAUAUCAGCAGUAGGUGGAUGGUUCCCACGUCAGUAGAACGGCUCCGAGAAGGAGGGAGCAUACCCAAGGUCCUCCAGAGCAGUGUGAGGGUGGCCCAAAAAGGAGAACCCUCUCCCACAUGGGAGAGUAGCACCACAGAGAAAGACUCAGACCCUGUGGAUGGAGAAGGUCCAGAGACAUUGAGCUCGGCACUCUCUAAAGGAGCAACUGUUUACAGCCCUUCUAGAUACAGCUACCAGCUCCUGCAGUGUGAUAGUCCACGGACAGAAUCACAAAGCCUCCUUCAGCAGAGUUCCUCUCCCUUUAGAGGACACCCCACCCAAUCUCCAGGAUACAGUUAUCGAACUACUGCACUGAGACCUGGAAAACCCCCCUCUCAUGGUUCUUCAGAAUCAUCCCUCUCUUCUGUGUCCUAUUCCAGCCCCGCCCACCCUGUGUCCACAGACUCGUUGGCCCCAUUUACGGGGACACCAGGGUAUUAUAGCAGCCAGCCACAUUCUGGAAACAGCACUGGUAGCAGUCUUCCACGGAGGAGCUGCCCUUCUAGUGCUGCUAGCCCUCCCACACAGGGCCCCUCAGACUCGCCAACCUCAGGCUCGGUUUCUCAGUCCAGCACAGGAACUCUGAGUUCCACCUCCUUUCCUCAGAACUCUAGGUCAUCAUUGCCAUCAGACUUACGGACUAUCAGUCUGCCCAGUGCUGGGCAGUCAGCUGCCUACCAGGCCUCCAGGGUAUCCGCGGUUUCCAAUUCACAGCACUACCCACACCGUGGGAGUGGGGGUGUGCACCAGUAUCGACUCCAGCCGCUGCAAGGGUCAGGAGUCAAGACUCAGACAGGACUUUCCGAAGGCUUCUGGAUUUGGGAAAAUAGAACUGAAUGAGCCCAUAGCUACUUCCUUC